Canariomyces notabilis is the source of this 350-nucleotide messenger RNA. RefSeq lists its product as uncharacterized. The record is from RefSeq and is a predicted model, not a curated record. Bases 72 to 290 code for a protein of 72 amino acids. The transcript has a single exon. NCBI's taxonomy places the organism in Eukaryota, Fungi, Ascomycota, Sordariomycetes, Sordariales, Chaetomiaceae.
ACAGUCUCAGGUUCUUCUUCUGCCAACCGCAAAUCUCAGCUGUCCUCAUCAGAGGUAAGUUUCUGCUCUCCAUGUCUCUCGAGUCUCGUCUUAGGCUGGCUGCUCCGCCCCGUAUUCCAUACCCGACCGCCCACUGCUCCUGGGUAGGAACACUCCUCAGUAGCCUCAAUACCCUCAUCUCAGAGGGUUUCCCGUUGGAUGACUGCAAACUAUCUCCUCAAUUCCUCGUUUCUCGCGGAUUGCCCGCCGCGUCUUUGCUAGGGCACAAACCUCUCGUUUUGCCUCACUGACCUCUGGGAGCAAACUGACUGUUUCCAUCCAGGUCGCGAAUCUCGCCCUAAAUAACUGAA